Molecule: messenger RNA, 4229 nt
Organism: Octodon degus (degu)
Lineage: Eukaryota; Metazoa; Chordata; Mammalia; Rodentia; Octodontidae
Gene: Marchf8
Product: membrane associated ring-CH-type finger 8
Exons: 8
Coding region: 261-1973 (570 amino acids)
Biological process (GO): protein polyubiquitination; immune response; antigen processing and presentation of peptide antigen via MHC class II
Cellular component (GO): lysosome; early endosome membrane; cytoplasm
Molecular function (GO): MHC protein binding; ubiquitin protein ligase activity; zinc ion binding
Source: RefSeq, a predicted model, not a curated record
UGGGGGGUGGCGACCCGCGUGGACCGGGCCCAGCUGGGGUGCGGGGCGCGAGCGUGGCCCGGAGGGGGUGUGGCCCGGCCUGACGCCUGGCGACUUCAGGCUGUUCGCUGGCUCUUUUCUUGCCGUCUGGGACUCAAGUCUCUAGAGAGCUGCGGACGCCGGCGCUGCGGGGCCAAGAAGAGCUCAAGAUCCAUGGCCCAAGAUGACUCUAGCAGUGGAGGCUGUCUUCUGUAGAGAGGGGGACUGGAUCGCAGGCUGGGAUGAACAUGCCACUGCACCAGGUCUCUGCCAUUCCAGCCCAGGACAGUGCUUCUGCUAGGAUCUUUAGGAGCAAGACCAAAGAAAAGGAGAGGGAAGAACAGAAUGAGAAGACUUUGGGACAUUCCAUGAGUCACUCCAGCAGCAUUUCUAAGGCUGGGAGUCCUCCGUCCUCAUCAGCUCCAGUGUCAGCCUUCUCUCACACUUCUAUCACGCCAUCCAAUCAGGACAUCUGCAGUUCCAGCGCAGUGUUCUCUGAGUUUUGUCACAACAGUCCUGUGCAGUCUGCUGUUAUCUUGAAAGCUCCUCCCUGCCAGAGUUCUCUGACACCAGGGCUCACUGUGACAGUUGUCUGUAAAGACACACUGCAGGCGACCAAGAGCAACUCCUCAGGGCCAGAAUGGGUUGAGGCCUCGAAGCCUAUCAAGAGCACCAAGGCUAGAAGAGCCCUGAAGUUCUCCAAGUCCUUAAGCGAUGUGGGGGUGAAGGCCCAGGACAGCCUAGAGAGCGCAUGCUUUGUGGAGAGAACCUGCUCCGAAGGGAAGCUGGCUCUGCCCCCGGCCCCCAGUCUCAGGACCAGCAAGUUCCUUCUUAAGGAGCGGAGAGCGCUGAGCCGCACUCCUCUUGUCCACUCCAAAUGCGCAUGUAUCCCAUCCCUUGCUGCAUCCCGGCCAGCUGCCUCGGAGGUGAGCACCAGCAGGAGGGGUGACCACGGCCCCCUCUGGGAGGAGAAGGUGGAUGGAGAGUCCACAUCCGGGAGCCGGCGCCUGUUGCGCUACCUUCUUUCACUGUCCCGCGGCUCAAGCACCAGCAUCCUGCACCGAUUCCACGAGCUUGAAGUCCAUGCUGCCCACCUGCAUGCUACCCCCUCUUCCAGUGGGCUGGCGGGGAGCACGGGCUUCUGCUCAGAUGAGAUGGGUGAUGAUGAUGUCUUCGAGGACAGUGAAUCUGCCAGGCUGAAGAGCAUAGUCCUGCGGGCACCCCUCUGCUCCAUGGAGAAGGACAGUGACCUGGAUUGCCCCUCUCCCCUGUCUGAGAAGCGUCCCCCAGCAUCCCCUGUGUCCACCUCUGGGGAUGCCUGCAGGAUCUGCCACUGUGAGGGUGACGACGAGAGCCCGCUGAUCACACCGUGCCACUGCACAGGCAGCCUACACUUUGUGCACCAGGCCUGCCUGCAGCAGUGGAUCAAGAGCUCCGAUGCACGCUGUUGUGAGCUAUGCAAAUACGAGUUCGUUAUGGAGACCCGACUGAAGCCACUUCGGAAGUGGGAGAAGCUGCAGAUGUCAACCAGUGAGCGCAGGAAGAUCAUGUGUUCUGUGACCUUCCACAUCAUCGCCAUCACCUGUGUGGUCUGGUCCCUGUACGUACUCAUCGAUCGUACUGCUGAGGAGAUCAAGCAAGGACAGGCAACAGGUAUCCUGGAGUGGCCCUUUUGGACUAAGUUGGUUGUUGUGGCCAUUGGCUUCACUGGAGGACUUCUUUUUAUGUACGUUCAGUGCAAAGUCUACCUGCAAUUGUGGAAGAGACUCAAGGCUUACAAUAGAGUGAUCUAUGUUCAAAACUGUCCAGAAACAAGCAAAAAGAAUAUUUUUGAAAAAUCUGCACUAACAGAGCCCAACUUUGGAAAUAAAGAUGGACGCGGACUCUGUCAUUCUGACACAAACUCCUCUUGCACAGACCAUGAGGAUGUUGGGGUGGAGAUCAACCACGUCUGACAUGUUCCUGGAUGUUCAUGCGAUGCUGAUGGAUGUUGUUUACUACCAACUGUGUACCUUUCUCCCACUCUGUAAUAGCAGAGUUGGGCAGGUGAUGAGUUGUGCUGGCCUAUUUGUGAACUGUCCUUGAUGAUCAGAAGCCAUCCUGUGACCAGUGUCAGGGUCCCUCUACUAGGCUGCUCUUGGGGAGGGAAGUUGGGAGGCCCUGGUGGCUACCACAGGAGGCUGAUGAGCUGUGCUCCUGGUCUCCACAGAGUGAAGAAUGAAAUGCCAAACCUAAAGGUCAAGCUGGAGCAGGGCACAGGAGGAGACAGCCUCGCCCUGCCCUGGCCACCCCAAGCCUGCAGCACCUGAUUCCCUAAACAAGCAGCACUUUACAGAAGAGUUAUUUUUUAAUGUGUCUGGUGAGAUGGACACCUACAAAUCAUCACAUUUAGAAACUUCCCUCACCACUCUAGUUGUUUCUCUCACAUGGAAGUAAAUCUGAAACCCUCUUUGCCUUAUUUAUUGUAGGAAUUGGAACCUUCUCCCUGUGGGAUGUGACAGUGGGACAGCACUGGUGGGAAUGGUGGUACCCAGUGGUGGAGACCUUCAGCCUGGAAUCUCUGUCUCCAGGACCACCUAUUUGUAGGUCAGCACUAAAACCAGGAGGCUUUGGACAUCAGAAUGGGAGAAGUGAGUACUUAGUAUAGCUGAGUGUUUAAAAGAUCACAUCUUUACAGAGUCAGAGGUCUCUGGUUGCUGCUGACUUUAUGGGGAAAGGACAGGAAUUUGCACCUCAGUGCUCCUGGUACAUGCCCUGUGGCACUGUGGAGUUGCUGUGGGGCCCAGAGAGGACAACAGACUGUGAGGACCACUGUGUUACCACCUCUGUGUACCUGGCAUGGCCUUCAGGGACUGGACAGACAGGGCCUCCAGGACCUGAGCCUACUCAGCCCACCUGUCAUCAGGACCCCUCUGGCACUGUUCAAGGUAUAAAACCAAAACCACUCCCAGGGACAGAUGGCCCUGUCCCUUUAAAAAAAUUGCCUGAAAUUCUCUUUACGAAGGCCAUUGUCAUAGUCCCAGGUAGACAGUGAACCUGGGAGGCAGCCAGGAGCCUGCAGCACAAGUGGGAGGACAGGGUGUGCUGUGUAUGCCACUGCCACUGCCAGUGCUGCAUCUGUACAGCCUCCACCAGGGCCCUCACAAACAGGAUGGCUCACGACCCCAGGAGGGACCUUGUGGGUUGAGCUGCUGCUCUGCCCUGCAGGUACCAGCCACAGCUGUCUGAGGUCAUGUGCCCUCUGCUCCCUAGCCACAUUCAGCGUGUGCCUGUGCCCACUGUGCCCAAAGUGCAAUUACCAUGUCCCUGUUCAGCACAGGGACACCUGGCAGCUACAGGCUGUCCACUCAGGGGAGUGAGCCCACCAGCCCUGCCUAGAUCCCCACAAGACCCAAGGAACUGCCCACAAGACCCAAGUUCCAUGUACUUGCCCUGCCAACCUCUAGUGGGGGACUUUGUGAGCCCCUCCUCUUGGAGCCCUGUCCCCUGAGCCUGGAAAGCCUUGAGACUCAGGUAGACAGGAGCAUGUGCAGGGGGUGCUCUGGCACCCCAACAGCAAAGGUGCACUGACCUUGCCCACACCCAGCAGGAAGCCUCCACCCAUGUUAGGAAGGCUGGCACCAUUUCUCUUGCAACUCUGCAGAUGGGUCCCACAUCUUUCUCUCCCUCAGGGCAUCAGGUACCACUUGCCUUUCCCUUCCUGCAGGACAUGACCGCAGAGCCCUCAGCUCUGCCCAUGCCCUGUAGCUGCUGGGAGCAAGGGGCUUAUCCCUGUUCUCACCUCAUUUCUACCUAGCUUCAGUGGAGGUUGGCAUUUGGUGAGUCACACGAAAUCCUGGGCUCAAGGUCUCUGGGCCAGGAGGACAGAGGCCACAGUCUCAGGGUGUCACUGUUGGUCAUCUUUGGCUUAGCACUGCAGCCCAAUACCACUGGCAGUCUUCUGAUUUUGGCUCUAGGUCCAAGCCUCUGAGGUGCCCUGCCUGGUGUGGAAACUGCUAGGCACGGACACAGGAACUGCUGCCCCUCCCUUUAGAUCUGAUUUCCAAUAUGCAACUUCCCUCUCUAUCCCAAGGAAGGGCCCAAACACAGGGAGGUAGAAGCAUUUUUCUCUAUUUUGGAAAUAAUUAUUCAAGGUGCAGAGCUGAUCUGUGCGUAUUUAGAUGCAAUGUUUAUAAAAAGUUGAUUGUUAAUAAAAACCAAAUUUACACUGG